AUGAAGUCCGUCGUCGCAUUCUUCGCAGCGCUUCCCACCGCACCGUGGGCGGCGGCGGUCUUCUCAUUUAACCUCUACGAUCUCGGAUUCCGGGGUCUCUAUCCCCAUCAGCAUUUUCAGUCGACGGAUCUCGAGCCGCUCAAGCCGGUCAUCACGCAGUGGGACGAGGAGUGCGACAAUGGCAACCUCUUCUUCACGGUGCGAGGGCCUCAUGUGCAGGGCUUUGCUCGCGGCCCUGUCAUCACAGACGCCAGAGGUGAGCUGGUCUGGAUGGACAACGACAGGUUCCGUGAGGCCAUGAACCUGAACGUCCAGCGGUACCGGGGAGAGGACUUCCUGACCUUCUGGACGAAGCACAAGAAGACGAGGAAGGAUGGCACCGUCAAGUCCCGAAAGUCUUUUGUCAUGGUGAGGGUUCUCGUCUCGGAGCAUCUCAAUUCGAGCUAUGAGGUCGCUCAUCGCAUUAAACCUGUCGGCAAAGGCUUGAAGGGGGACUCGCACGAGUUCCGCAUCACGCCUCAGGGUACUGCGCUCAUUGUGAUCUACAAGAAGCACAAGACCGACUGCACCACCAUCGGCCUAGGCAAGAGCUGCUGGAUCCAAGACGGCUGGUUCCAAGAAAUCGACAUCGCCACCGGGGAGCUGCUCUUCGAGUGGAAAGCCACGGAGCACAUCAAGAUGACCGACGUGUUCAGCUCGCCCAACCGCAAAGACGGCCAUGGAACAUCCAAGAAGGACGCUUUUGACUUCUUCCACAUGAAUAGCGUCGACAAGACGGACGCGGGGGACUUCAUCGUUUCCGCGCGCUACAUGCACGCCGUGCUCGGCAUCAGCGGCAGAACCGGCGAGAUUCUGUGGCAGCUGGGCGGCAAGAACAACCAUUUCCAGGACCUCGGGGGCGCGCUCGACUUCUCCUGGCAGCACCACGUCACGUGGCAAGGGGACGACACCAUCUCGCUGUUCGACAACCACGCGAACGACGUGCGGCACAGUCGUGCGCUGCACAGCAGCGGCAAGGUGAUCAAGCUGGACAUGGCGCGCAUGACGGCGGAGCUGGUGAGGGAGUACGCGCAUCCGGACCACAUCCUCAACAUCUCGCAGGGCUCGGUGCAGGUCGUCAACGAGACGGGCAACGUGCUCGUCGGCUUCGGGAAUUCCCCGACGUACGUCGAGUUUGCCGCGGACGGGGAGGUGCUGUGCCAAGCCCACUUCGCGCCGCGCAUCACGUUCGAGAUUGUCGACUUUGGCUGGGCGAAAUCGUACCGUAUCUUCAAACACCCGUGGGUGGGCCGCCCGAAGACGGUCCCGGAUGUGAAGGUCAAGAGGGGCAAGGUAUAUGUGUCCUGGAACGGCGCGACGGAGGUUGCUGGCUGGCGGCUCGAGACCUCCGGGGAAGAUGGGGGCGGCGAGUUCGUUGCGGUGAGGGAGGUUCAGAAGAGCGGAUUCGAAUCGAGCUUCAUGCUGGAUAAGGUGCAGAAAUAUGUCCGGGUUGUGGCCUUGGACGCCCAAGGGGAAGCGCUGGCUUCGUCGGCUACGGUUAGCACCAUUGAACGUAUCCCCAAGUCCUUCUGGACAGCCUUCUGGUGCAUGUUCGCCCUCGCCACCCUCGUCUCCUCCCUCAUCUACACCCUGCUAUCCUGGAAAUCCAAGCGCACCUCCGGCCUCCCACUCCUCCGAUUGCUUCCGCAGAAGCAGAAGACGCACGUCCGUUUUUCCCGCUGGAAAGACAUCCGGAUGAAGAAGUACUGGCUUCGGGGGAGUCCUAGUCGUCCUGACGAUGAUCCUUCUUCUCUGGGAGAGGACGGAGAUUGGGAUUGGGAUAAUUGUGACUCGGAGCGCGGGAGGCUGUUGAUGCGUGGGAGGGGAAGUUUGUAUGAGGGAAGUUGGCGUAGAAGUAGUAGUGGUGGUCCCGGGGAUGGAGCGUCGCGGGGUUAG
Molecule: messenger RNA, 1935 nt
Organism: Drepanopeziza brunnea f. sp. 'multigermtubi' MB_m1
Lineage: Eukaryota; Fungi; Ascomycota; Leotiomycetes; Helotiales; Drepanopezizaceae
Source: RefSeq, a predicted model, not a curated record